AUGACGCCAUGGUUGAACCAGUGGAACUUUGAUUUCGGCACCAGGGCCUUCCUAGAAAAGCUCUUCAAGUCGCAGAAAGGGCGACCGCACCCACAGUUCAAGAAAGAUGAGCAGUAUCGGCUCUACAAGGUUUUCAAGGAGCGUGAGCUCAAGAGUGGAACUUCCAACACAGCUACCACAAAGAUCAGCGGUGGUGGCCAGUUGAGGAGCUCGUCACCACUGGCUGAUGAAUCUGUGGAUGAAAAUUCGUCCCAGGCUCCUUCUGCUGGAGCAUCAGCUUCAGGCACCAGGCCCAAUCCUGAGGCGGAAGGUGUUGCUAAGUCUCUCAGUUCAAUGUUGGAUAGCAUGUGCCCUCUUGACAAAAAGGGCAAGAAUAAGGAAAAUGAUUCAGAUACUGAAGAUGAGGAUGAUGAGGCCCAGGGAAAGAAGCCGAAGAAAAGGAAAGGGAAAGGUCGAUCUACCCAGCAACCACGAGAAAGAACGGAAGAUCCCCAGGUGCAGCUAUAUGCAUCGCAACCCUUCACACUAUCUGCAACAUGCCUUCACUAUUCACAUAUCAUAUUUGUCUUUCUCUCUCUCUCUCUCUCCCUCCCUCUCUCUCUCUCUUCUCUCUCUCUCUCUCUCUCUCGCUCCCUCCCUCCCUCCAUCCAGGGUCUUCUUGAAUGUACUUGUGUCAGAGGCAGAAGCCAAGAAAAAAGAGCUUCAAUCUUUGAACAAAAUCAUCAACGGGCCAGUGCCCAAGUUACAUUGGUUGGGUUUUUGCUUGUCCUGGGUCCCAGGCCAAGUCAUGCAUUUUUUUACAUCUUGAGAUAUGUCCCUUCUGAGGCUGAGAAGCCUUGGGAAGAAAGCUCGCACUGUGGCCAACGACCUUCAUGA
Messenger RNA from Cladocopium goreaui, 876 nucleotides. The record is from the annotation of a GenBank genome assembly. NCBI's taxonomy places the organism in Eukaryota, Dinophyceae, Suessiales, Symbiodiniaceae.